AUGGAGAAGAUUUCAGUAUCCACGUUCCUGCUCUUGGUAGCCGUCUCUCACACACUAGCCAAAGAUAUUACACCAAAACCCGGGGCAAAGAAGGAGGAAACUCAGCCCAAAUUUCCCCAGACCCUCUCUCGAGGCUGGGGCGACAAACUUUUCUGGACUCAGACCUAUGAAGAAGCCUUAUACAAGGCAAAGACCAGCAACAAGCCCUUGAUGAUUAUUCACCACUUGGAAGAGUGCCCACACAGUCAAGCUUUGAAGAAAGUGUUUGCAGAAAGUAAUGAAAUCCAGAAGCUGGCAGACAAAUUUAUUCUUCUCAAUCUAAUUGAACUUGGAUCCCAAGAUCUGAGAUCUUCUCCCUACAUCUGGCCUGAACUUGUUUUUGCCCUGAAUCCAUCCUUGACGGUGAGAGCAGAUAUUACAGGCAGAUACUCCAACCGGCUCUACGCUUAUGAACCUACUGAUGCUCCAUUGUUGCUUGACAACAUGAAGAAAGCCCUGAAGUUACUAAAGACAGAAUUGUAA
Messenger RNA from Gracilinanus agilis (Agile Gracile Mouse Opossum), 522 nucleotides. RefSeq names its product anterior gradient protein 2 homolog. NCBI's taxonomy places the organism in Eukaryota, Metazoa, Chordata, Mammalia, Didelphimorphia, Didelphidae. The coding region runs from base 1 to 522 and encodes 173 amino acids. The record is from RefSeq and is a predicted model, not a curated record. Gene Ontology annotation, cellular component: endoplasmic reticulum. The transcript is spliced from 7 exons. Gene Ontology annotation, molecular function: dystroglycan binding.